AUGGUCAACCGUAAUCUGAGAGCGACUUUGGAUAAUGCAGAGGUUUUACAAACACACACCUCAACAUCCACCAACGCUGAGAAAGGAAAGUUUGAUGAAGAGAGAAGCGAAGCGAGCAAGAAGGCUGUGAAUGUGGUAAAACUGGUUGCUGAGAAAAUCUUUCCUCCUUUUCAAGCAUACCCUUUUAUAACGACGCCUUUGGAAAAACUUCACGUAUAUCAAGCGAAACUUAUUCAUGAUCAGAGAGAAGGAAAGGUGACUUCUAAAGAAGCUAGCAAAUUAUUUCUCCAGUGGUCGGAUGCAGUCCCACACGACAAAGUUUAA
This is a messenger RNA of Plasmopara halstedii, 324 nucleotides long. RefSeq lists its product as uncharacterized. Bases 1 to 324 code for a protein of 107 amino acids. NCBI's taxonomy places the organism in Eukaryota, Oomycota, Peronosporomycetes, Peronosporales, Peronosporaceae. The record is from RefSeq and is a predicted model, not a curated record. The transcript has a single exon.